AUGUCAGUCCUAGGCGGCAUCCCUGCCACCAAUGGCCAAGAGUACCGGCAGACCCUGGGCGCCGAACACACUGGGCAGGAUACAGACACUAUCUCGUCGAAGACACAAACUGAAGGCGUCAAUGGAGAACAGGACUCGAUUGAUAUGGAAGGUGAAGUUGAAGAGAUGGUGAGGCAACUCACCCGUCAUUCCACCCACUUCUCCACAUCGAAUGCAAAGAACCCUUUCUUCGAGGACGAUAAGGAAACUACAUGGCAUCCCGACAGUCCAUUCUUCAAGCCAAAGGAUUGGGUUAGGUCCCUCAUCGCUGCUCAAUCGCAAGAUCCAGAGCGAUUCAUGCAACGCUCAGCGGGUGUCGCGUUUAAGAACCUCCAUGUGCAUGGUUUCGGAAGUCCAACUGAUUACCAGAAGGACGUUUUCAACGCACUACUGAGUAUUGGCAGCCUUGUGCGCAAUGUCACUGGUACCGGGAAGCAAAAGGUGCAGAUUCUCAGCAACUUCAACGGAUUGGUUCGCAGUGGAGAAAUGCUGGUUGUUUUGGGUCGCCCAGGAAGUGGUUGCUCAACCUUCUUGAAGACUAUUUCUGGCGAGAUGAAUGGCAUUUAUGUCAGUGAUGAUAGUUACAUGAACUAUCAAGGAAUCUCAGCUCCGACCAUGCACAAGCAGUUCCGAGGAGAAGCCAUCUUCAGUGCCGAAACCGAUGUGCACUUCCCUCAACUCACAGUGGGUGAGACCUUGACUUUCGCCGCCAUGGCUCGUGCACCACGCACCCGUUUCGCAAAUCUGAGUCGGAAGGAAUACGCUGAACAUCUUCGCGACGUCGUCAUGACAAUGCUUGGACUCAGACAUACCUUCAAUACCCGUGUGGGUAACGAUUUCGUGCGUGGUGUCAGUGGAGGUGAGCGCAAGCGAGUCAGCAUUGCCGAGGCCAUUCUUAGCGGUGCUCCGCUUCAAUGCUGGGAUAACAGCACACGAGGUCUCGACAGUGCCAACGCGUUGGAGUUCUGUAAGAAUCUUCGUUUGAUGAGCGAUUACACGGGCACCACCGCUUGCGUUGCCAUUUACCAAGCUUCUCAAAACGCGUAUGAUGUUUUCGAUAAAGUCACUGUGCUCUACGAGGGAGAGCAGAUCUACUUCGGCCCCACUGGAGAGGCUCGUGAAUUUUUCACCAACAUGGGCUUUGAGUGUCCAUCACGCCAAACUACUGCCGACUUCUUGACAUCUCUGACCAGCCCAACUGAGCGUAGAGUGAAGCCAGGUUGUGAAGGCAAGACUCCCAGAACGCCCGCUGAGUUCGCCCAGCGAUGGCAGAAUAGCCCAGAAUAUGCUCGUCUCCGCGAUGAAAUUGCUGCUUUCGACAAAGAGCAUCCAAUCGGAGGCCAGUCGCUCACCACAUUCAGCGAGGCUCGUCGUUUGAUGCAGUCAAAGCAACAACGCCUCAAGUCCCCAUACACUCUUUCCGUUAUCGAGCAGAUCAACCUGAAUCUGCAUCGUGGCUUCCAGCGUCUCAAGGCCGAUAUGACACUAACAUACUCGGCUUUGUUUGGUAAUUUCUUCAUCUCUCUGAUUCUGGGUAGUGUUUUCUACAAUCUUCCCGCGGAUACAACAAGCUUUUUCUCCCGAGGUGUGCUUCUCUUUUAUGCAGUGCUACUUGCUGCAUUCGCCAGUGCUCUUGAGAUUUUGACACUGUACGCCCAAAGACCUAUUGUCGAAAAGCAAUCGCGAUAUGCCUUCUACCAUCCAUUUACAGAAGCAGUUGCAUCCAUGUUGUGCGAUAUCCCAUACAAGCUGACCAACUCCAUUACUUUCAAUCUACCGCUUUAUUUCCUAUCCAAUCUCAAACGCGAGCCCGGAGCCUUUUUCAUUUUCUGGCUCUUCUCUAUUGUCACGACUUUAACCAUGUCAAUGGUUUUCAGAACAUUUGGUGCAGCCUCGCGAUCACUUGCUCAAGCGCUCGUUCCUGCAGCCUUGCUUAUUCUGGGACUAGUCAUCUAUACUGGUUUCGUCAUUCCCACUAGGAAUAUGCUUGGCUGGUCUCGCUGGAUGAACUACAUUGAUCCCAUCGGAUACUCAUUCGAAAGCAUGAUGGUCAACGAGUUCCGAAACAGGAAGUUCGACUGCAAAUCUUUCGUUCCCUCUGGCCCCGGAUACACUGAUGUGGACCCCAUCAAUACCAUUUGCAGCACUGUCUCUGCCCAGGCAGGAGACUCUACCAUUGAUGGAGAUGCAUACUUGGCGACUGCUUACAACUACACUAACGACCAUCUCUGGCGCAACUUGGGAAUUGUCUUCGCUUUCAUGAUUUUCUUCAUGUUUGUUUACCUUACCGCUACCGAGUACAUUUCCGAGGCUGCCUCCAAGGGUGAAGUUCUGCUUUUCCGUCGCGGUAACCAGCCCAAGGCCAUCAAGGGAGAUGCCGAAACCACGCCCGAUUCAGCCUACCGGGCCGACGAGACCGCCGAGCGUGCUGGCGCUAACAUUCAACGCCAAACUGCUAUCUUCCAAUGGCAAGACCUUUGCUAUGAUAUCAAGAUUAAGAGCGAGGAACGUCGCAUCUUGGAUAACGUUAAUGGAUGGGUUAAACCUGGUACCGCAACUGCUCUGAUGGGUGUCUCUGGCGCCGGAAAAACUACCCUUCUUGAUGUUCUGGCAACCCGAGUCACGAUGGGUGUCGUUACCGGUGAUGUUCUGGUCGAUGGUCAAGCCCGAGAUGAUUCUUUCCAGCGCAAGACUGGCUAUGUACAACAGCAGGAUGUUCACUUGCCCACUUCGACGGUACGAGAGGCUUUGCAGUUCAGUGCUAUUCUCCGACAGCCGGCGCAUCUUAGUCGUCAAGAGAAGUUGGACUAUGUGGAAGAAGUUUUGGAAUUGUUGGGCAUGCAGUCAUAUGCUGAUGCGGUGGUCGGUGUGCCUGGUGAAGGUUUGAACGUUGAGCAGCGCAAGCGCCUGACCAUUGGUGUCGAGCUUGCCGCCCGACCACAGUUGCUACUUUUCCUUGAUGAACCUACCUCCGGAUUGGACAGUCAGACUUCUUGGUCGAUCCUGGACUUGAUUGAAACCCUUACAAAGCACGGGCAGGCUAUUCUGUGUACCAUUCAUCAACCGUCCGCCAUGCUGUUCCAACGAUUUGAUCGUCUGUUGUUCCUUGCUAAGGGAGGUCGCACUGUGUACUUCGGUCAGAUUGGAGAGAACUCCUCAAUCCUCGCAGACUAUUUCACUCGCAAUGGUGGUCACGCCCUUUCUGAUGGUGAGAACCCUGCAGAAUGGAUGCUUGAUGUUAUCGGUGCAGCGCCUGGGUCUCACAGUGAUGUUGACUGGCCUGCCGUCUGGAAUGAAAGCGCUGAAAAAGGAGCUGUUGUACAACAUCUGGCUGAACUCAAGUCCUCUCUUUCUCAAAAGGAAAAGGAUGCUGGCUCAGACACAGAGCAUCGCGAGUUCGCGUCUUCAACAGCUGUGCAGCUUCGGGAAUGUCUCUCCCGGGUCUUCUCUCAAUAUUGGCGCACACCAUCAUAUAUCUAUUCGAAGAUCAUCUUGUCUAUCCUGACUGCGCUUUACAACGGAUUCUCCUUCUUCCAUGCGCAAAACACGAUCCAGGGCCUUCAGAACCAGAUGUUCAGUAUCUUCAUGCUUAUGACCAUCUUCGGUAAUCUUGUUCAGCAGAUCAUGCCCAAUUUCAUCAUCCAACGAUCUAUCUUCGAAGUUCGCGAGCGUCCUUCAAAGAUGUAUUCUUGGAAGGUAUUCAUGGCAUCCAACAUCAUAGUGGAGCUACCUUGGAACACUCUCGUCGCGGUUCUGAUGUUCUUCUGCUGGUACUACCCAGUCGGACUGUACCAGAAUGCAGAGCCGACCGAUGCAGUUGCCGAACGUGGCGCCCUGAUGUUCUUAUACCUGCUCAUGUUCCUGCUCUUCACUUCUACUUUCUCGCACAUGGUGGUCGCCGGAGUGGAAAAUGCCGAAACAGGAGGAAAUAUCGCCAACUUGCUCUUCUCCCUUCUCCUGUUAUUCUGCGGUGUCGUUUCUACCCCUGAAGCAAUGCCCGGAUUUUGGAUCUUCAUGUAUCGCCUCUCGCCUUUCACAUAUCUUGUGUCUGGAAUGCUUUCCACGGCUGUCAGUGGCGCCAAAGUAACAUGCAGUAACAUCGAAACACUCGUUUUCGACCCACCCAGCAACAAGACAUGCCAGGAAUAUCUCGGUGCAUUUGCGUCGGCCGCCAAGGGCUACAUUGAGAACCCUGAUGCAACGAGUGCCUGUUCUUACUGUCCGAUGGCUUCAACCGAUACUUUCCUCGCCCAGGUAUUCUCUUACUGGAGUGAUGCGUGGCGCAACUUUGGACUCAUGUUUGUCUAUCUGUUUUUCAACAUCGUGGUCGCCCUGGGAAUCUAUUGGUUGGCUAGAGUUCCCAAAGGCAACAAGACCAAGGGCAGCUCAUAA
Messenger RNA from Penicillium olsonii, 4431 nucleotides. Lineage: Eukaryota; Fungi; Ascomycota; Eurotiomycetes; Eurotiales; Aspergillaceae. The record is from the annotation of a GenBank genome assembly.